UGCGGUAAUAGAAAACCUCUGGGACGACGGGAUGGAGAAGGGGAAGAGGCGAUAGGAGAAGGAAAGAUGCUGCUUAGGGAAAGGCUGAUGAGGGCUGUAGGAGGAUGGUGAGGAGAGCAGGGGCAGGAGGGAUGCCGGGGGGACAGGGGUGGGUGGCCCUGCGUGCGGAGCCCCUUUGCCCCGGCCCUGCGGCGCGGUGGGGCCGGCGCUGAAGCAGCUGGAGCAAGCGAGGGGGCGCUUGGGAUGCUCCCUGAUUAAUAGCAGAGGGUCCGGGCCGUGACCGCAAGCUCGGCAUGUGCCGGAGCCUCGCUGCACUUUCCCAGCGCCCCCCCCAGGAUGAGGGGGGUCGGAGGGAGGGAGGAAGGGAGGCAGCGAGCGGGACGGGGCGAUCGGCAGCCAGCUGCGAGCCAGCAGCGCUCCGGAGCCGCGGCUUCCUGGAAGCGGAGCCCGGCCGGGCGGCAGCCGGCGGCGAUAAGCGGCGGCUGGCGGAGCCCUCCCGGCGGCACGGCCUCUGCGAGCCCGCAGAAGCCAGUAGACUUGCUGAUUGGCAGUCAUGUCGGUCAAACUGACAUUCGUCUCUCCUGGGGAUGGCGGUGGUAUCAGUAGGAGUUGUUCCUUCACUGGAUUCAGCACUGUGCAAAACAGAAAAUUAGCAAAGUCUCUCAACAGAAGUUCACUGAGAUCAAGAAUGUCACUGAAGUCCCCCAAGGCAUAUUCUUCACUGCAGAAAGGGGCAGUCAUCUGGGAUCCAAAACCACUGCAGGUGAAGAAAAUUUUUGAAGCUUUGAAGAAAGGACUUAAUGAAUACUUGGAAGCACAUCAGGCUGAGUUGGAUUAUCUCUCUGGUCGGCACAAAGAUACAAAAAGGAACUCCAGAUUGGCCUUCUACUAUGACCUGGAUAAGCAAAUUCGCUCUGUGGAGAGAUACAUUAGAAAAUUGGAGUUCCACAUAAGCAAGGUGGAAGAACUCUAUGAAGCUUACUGUAUCCAGUGCAGACUACGUGAUGGGGCCACUAACAUGAAACAUGCCUUUGCCUUGUCUCCUUCCACCAAAGCCUCCAGGGAGAGCCUAGUGGAGCUCUACAAGAACUUUCAGGGAUGCACAGAGGACAUGUGCUUUAUAGAAGGGGCAUUGGAGGUCCAUUUAGGAGAGUUUCACUUGAAGAUGAAAGGCUUGGUGGGCUUCGCACGUCUCUGCCCAGGGGACCAAUAUGAGGUUUUUGUGCGACUGGGACGCCAAAAAUGGCGGUUGAAAGGCAAGAUUGAGACUGAUGACAGCCAAACAUGGGAUGAAGAAGAAAAGAUUUUUAUACCUAAUCUCCACGAGCAGUUUGAAAUCAAGGUGACAGAACUGCGAGGACUGGCCACUAUUCUAGUUGGAGUCGUGACAUGUGACAGCAUAAACUUCUUUACAACCAAGCCUCAGGCAAUCAUUGUGGAUAUAACUGAGCUGGGCACUAUCAAGUUGCAACUGGAGGUCCUCUGGAAACCCUUUGACACAGAGAACCUGUUUUUGUCACCUGGAACCACUGCCAAGUUUUCUGUGGGUAGCAGGAAGAACUCUUUGUACAGCUGGACCCCACCAAAUACACCCAGCUUCAGAGAGAAAUACUAUCUAUCUGUUUUGCAACAAAGACAGAACCAAGGGGAUGUAAGUGAAGAAGCUCAGCCUCCCAGCAUACUGAGCUAUUUGGCUGCCUGUGAUUUUGGUGUGCAUGAGAGGAGCAAGCCUCACGAUCCUGUAGAGACGAGUGAAGCGGACUCAUUCAGCUCUGAGGAUCUGAAAGGGACAGAGUCUAGAAAUACAACUCCAGCUGCAGACCACAGGACAUUGCCAUUGGUGAUUAUUCAAGAGGCUUGUGCAGAAGAGCGACAUCCACUUCCAAAUCGUGCAACUCUGGACAUUCUGAAGAAGACUCCGUGUGCGGAUGGAUUUCCAAGUAACCCAUCUACUUUUCUGAGUCGUGGUAAAGGCAGCAGAGCUUCUUUCAACCAGGCCAGAAAUCGCCAUCUGACAGAACAAGAAAACAUUAGCCAGAAAAGCUUGAAUGCUGCAAAUGAUGUAAAACUAGAUGGAUGUACGAAGUCAAUUGAUAAAACUCUCCAAGAACUGUUAAAUUUGCUGAAAUUACAUGAUGUUAGGAAAGCCCAACUGGAGAAAUUGGAAUACCAAGUUUUAUCUAUGAGGGAUAAAUUAAAGCUAAAGACACUUCACCACAAACGUUCAUCUAUGGAAAGUUUAAUGGUGGAGACAGUGCUGGAAAGUUUUGACUUUUUAAAUGCUGACUGCAGUGCUGAUGAGCUUUCGUUAUUUGGAAGCAUAAGAACAGCCAGUAUCAGCACAUACAAUGACAGCACGUUUCAGUCCCUGAGCUGUGACAUGAAAACAGAAACAAGAGGUGUAACUACUGGUGAUGACAACUUAGAUGUACUUUUGAUAACUCAUCUGAAGCUGUGCAAAGCUCUCUUGCAGAAACUCAGAUCACCAAACAUAGCCCAGAUUGUCCAGGAGAGCGUUUUGGAAGAAGUGUCAGAGCAGACACAAGUCCUGGGGGAUGUCUUGGAUACGUCUGUUGAAGAAAUUAUUCAGAAGACUAAGAAGAAAAAGCACUAUCUGAAAAUCUGGAGUGAUCUUGCAGAGCCUGGCAGUAUCUUGUUUGCUUCGGCAGAAAGAUUCCAUAAUGCACUGAAAUACACAUCGGCACUCAAAAUGAAGGAAAAAUACCCUGGUCAAUUAGAAGCAGUAUUGCGGAGAUUUCUAGAGCAGAUUGUCACUUGUGAUGGAUUGCUCCCCUCUCCGUACCACCAAACAGAACCAGUUACUUUAUUCCAAUUUUAUAGCUACCUGGAGAAACAUCAUAUUACCAGCCUGGACAAACACUUGGGAAAACUUGCUAAAGAAGUGAUGCUAAUUGAGGAGCUGCAGUGCCCUGGACGGCUGAAGACUCUUAAAAAAUUGAAAGGAAAGCGAUUGAACAAGCUCCAACCUCUACCGCAGACUUUACGGCUGCUUGGGAUUUUACAGCUGGAUGACAACCACCGCGUCAGCAAAGCAGCCACAUCCUGCCUCUCCCGUGCAGCAGCAAACAAGAACUUUAGGGAAAAGGCUCUCCUUUUUUACACUGAUGUUUUAGCUGAUUGUGAUGCAAGACUUCAGCAAGCUGCGUGCUUGGCCCUUAAAAACCUCAGAGCUAUAGAGAGUAUAGAGCAGGUCGCCCAUCUGUGCCAAUCUGAAAUAGAGGAAGUUAGGAAUGCUGCCCGGGAAACAACACUGUCCUUUGGUGAAAAAGGACGGCAAGCCUUUGAGAAAAUGGACAGGAUUUGCUGUGAAUUAAGAGACACCGUGCAGCAAGAGGCUGAAAUUGAAAUCACAGUAUUUUAGUAGUGGAGUAUGAGGAGCUAAAUCAUACUGUCCUCACAGCCACAGCUGAGUACUGAGGAUUUAGUUUGUUCAGUGUCUGGUUUACUAGACCCUGCCACGUACAUGUUGCGUACUGACAGAGUACAGUUUUGUUUCCAAAGUGGGCACAGUUUGCAAUCUAAACCAAAUAGACUGGAAUCUGUAUUUUCUCACUCUCAGCACAUGAUGAAAUCUCAAAUCGAGGUGCCACUUGAGUUAAAUCUCCAUCUCACUGGAACUGGCUGCCCCUGCACAAACUAAAAGUCAAAUAUGAUCUAUUUUCACUUAAAAUAUUUUAUUAAUUUUUGCAUUUCUCUAAGAGGAAAUAAAUGAUCACUCUCCUACAGUCCAUCUAUAAACUAGCGGACAACAGCUUACUUACAUCAACUUCCAUAUAAAUUAGAAAAAUCUAGCAGCUGUAAGUGGCGACCUUUUUUUUUUUUUACGCAAUUUAGUUGCAGAAGGAAAACUUGUUACUUUAAAAGCCGUUUUUGGGGUAAUCAUUGCAACUUAGGCCAGGCUCGAGCAAGGCUUGAAAAGGGUAAGUACUGAGUGUAUAUCCUCAGCAGUUUACAAGGGGAAGUUAUUUAUCAUAUUAGCCAUGUACAGAUCAGACUGCCAUAUGGACAGAUCUAUGUAAGCUUAAAAAAAUACAAAAAGCAUUUUAUUUCUUUAGUCAUAGACCAAGGUUUCGCAUAAUCACAUACCCAUUGUCAGGCUCCUUACUCAACACUUAUUUAAUGUAGUGGAGGGUAGUCAUAAAGAGGUCUGGCUUCAGGUAAAAUACUUGAAAGGGUUUGGCUUGUGUGUAUAUAUUUUAUAUAUAUAGUACUUUUUCUAUUCAGUAUUUAUUUGUUGGAUUUCAUACUUUUUUUCUAAAAUUCUAAUAAAACUUUGAGACAAAUUCCUGCAAGUCCUUCAUGCUGGUGUGUCUAGAAUAAUGGGAACAGGGAUAAGGCAAUCAAUCCCUCAAGGCAGGUAAGAUACUUUCUUGAUACACAUCCUAGCUCGAUACAUGGUAUGUUAUGUACUUCUAGCUAUGGGAAGUUCAGGCUUGCGCAGUUGGAACAGGCUGGGCUGUCAGUUUUUCACUUGAGGAGGUGCAGCUUGCUGAGACACUUCAGCUCUAUACUGAUGAGCUCUGACUAGCAGGACCAUGGUGUCAGGUCAUGCUAUUCCAUAGCAAAGUUUGGUUAAACUUAGAAGGGGCUGCUUAUCUAUGGUCUAACUCUGCUUUUAAUUUACAGAUUUAUUUGAAAGCAGGGGAAUGACGUUUUCCUACUUUGGUAAGUUUUCUGCUUCCCCCUAGCUUCAUUCACCUAAUCUGCCCCUUCACUACACUGCCUUCAGAGAACGUUUUGUAUAUUGUAUAUAUACAGUAUACUGCUUCAGUAAAAGAUAAGUAAAUUCUUACAGUAACAUUUAAAACAUUUUCCAGUAAGAAAAAUAACAAGCAUUGGGUUAGUCCAGAGUUGCAAGUGGUUCAGAAUAGAAGCCAAGGGCUCUAGCACUGAGAAGACAGGAAGCGAUGAGACACAUGUACGUUCUUUAAAAAAAAAGAAUUUUAUUGUAACAACUAAAAUGAGAACUGAAAACUUGGAUGGGAAAUUGAAAAACUGUACAAUUUUACUCUAACCUCUGAGGUCUUUGCAGUGGCUUACACAAAAGACAAGAUACCUGAAAAUGUAUUAUACCAAAACAUUUAGCUUUUUUGUUUUUUAUUUUUUUUAAAAAAGUUUAGUCUAUGGCAAUCUGUAAAAAAGAAAGACCUGAUGAGUAAAUAUUUGCUUAAGGCAUAUAGCAGAGCAGCUCACUAACUUUCUAACAAGUUUAACAUGGAUAUUUGUCCAUUUUCCAAGAAUAGGUUAACCAAUACACCCACUUUGAAGUGCUACUGUAUAUACACACCCGAACUACUACAUACAUAUACAAGACAUCAAAACAAAAAUGUUUACAGUUCAGUAUUAUAAGCCUUAUACACACCUCACUGGUCUUGUGGGCUACUUCACUGUCUAUCCCAGGACAGUGUCAAUUCUCCUGGAUUUGGAGCAGAUGAAAGAAAUAGCAAAGUACGUUGGCAGAAAAGGAGGGGAGGGGUGUUCAAAACUUCCUCUGCAGGAAGCGUCUCUUACUAGAAUAAUUUGCAAAAACAGUGCAAGUGAACUAUUCUGGAUUCAAAGGAAGAUGCUUUAUUUUACUGUCAAGCCUAAAAUUUAAAGCUUUCCUUCUUGGGAACAGCAUAGCUUGCGGGGGGGGGGGGGGG
Cygnus atratus (black swan) is the source of this 5663-nucleotide messenger RNA. It is a transcript of the gene RIPOR3, whose product is annotated as RIPOR family member 3. The record is from RefSeq and is a predicted model, not a curated record. The transcript is spliced from 22 exons. The coding region runs from base 554 to 3382 and encodes 942 amino acids. Lineage: Eukaryota; Metazoa; Chordata; Aves; Anseriformes; Anatidae.